AGCGACUUACAGCUGCCGAUGCAAUCUCAGCAUUUGCCUUUCUGCCUCUCAGGUGCGGGCAUCCCCGAUUUCCGCUCACCUGGCACGGGGCUGUAUGCCAACCUGCAGCAGUUCAAUCUACCGUAUCCCGAAGCCAUCUUUGAGAUUGACUAUUUCAAGCAAAACCCAGAACCAUUCUUCACCUUGGCUCGGGAGAUUUACCCAGGGCACGUCAAGCCCACCAUCUGUCACUACUUCAUUCGUCUCUUGAAGGAUAAAGGGCUGCUACUGCGCUGCUACACUCAGAAUGUCGACGCCUUGGAGAGGGUGGCAGGUCUGGAUCCCGAACACUUAGUGGAAGUUCACGGCACCUUUUAUACCUUCCAUUGCAUCAGCUCCACUUGCAAGAAACCCUACAGCCUGGAGUGGAUGAUAGAAAAAGUAUUCACAUCUCUCAUCCCCAGAUGUGAAAAAUGUCAGAACAUCGUGAAGCCAGACAUCGUGUUUUUUGGGGAGUUUCUGCCCCCUCAUUUCUUCUCUCUCAUGCAGUCGGAUUCCCAGAAUGUGGACCUGCUUAUUAUCAUGGGCACCUCACUUCAGGUCGAGCCUUUUUCCUCCCUGGUCAGCAGCGUACCUGCAAACACACCACGGCUUCUGAUCAAUAAGGAGAAGACUGGAGAGAGUGAUCCUUCCAUGUCCCUGAUGGGCUUAGGCUGCGGGAUGGAUUUUGAUUCGGAGAAGGCAUACAGGGAUGUUGCCUGGCUCGGAGACUGCGAUGAGGGCUGCCUGGCUUUGGCAGAGCUGUUGGGAUGGAAGGAAGAACUGGAGGAACUUGUGAAAAAUGAACACGCUGUCAUUGAGGCCAAAUCAGGACAGAUUGUGGGUGUCGGGGCAGGUGCUGAUCGGCAACCAGCCAAGAAGCAAGAACAGAAUCCAUCUUUGGAGAAAGAAAAGCCACCUGCAAACAAAGAAGAAUGAAGAGAUUAGAGAAGAUUGAGGAACUCUACUUUUUGAUAAUUAAAAAAA
This is a messenger RNA of Crotalus tigris (Tiger rattlesnake), 1005 nucleotides long. Its product is annotated as NAD-dependent protein deacetylase sirtuin-2-like. The record is from RefSeq and is a predicted model, not a curated record. Lineage: Eukaryota; Metazoa; Chordata; Lepidosauria; Squamata; Viperidae. Gene Ontology annotation, molecular function: NAD+ binding; histone deacetylase activity, NAD-dependent. The transcript has 11 exons. Bases 19 to 957 code for a protein of 312 amino acids.